CGACGGAUUUAUUUGCCUCGGGUUUCCAAGCAAUUUUCUUCGAGCUCAAAUCGGAGCCGAGACCCUAGCAGCUGAGCAUUCCUCGAAGAAGACCUUUAACGCUGCCCUUCUUGCUCUGAAGCCUCGUCAAGUUUUGCUAUCGACACCUGAUAUGGGGAAUAAGGAAGCUGGUGAGGAAGAGAGCACAUCCCUCAAUUUGAAACCUGAUCAGAAGGUUAUUCUUCUCCGUUCGAUUGCUCAGCACCUCGACCGAUGCGGGUUUUCCAAAUGCUUGAAGAAAUUCCUCUCCGAAGCUGAAAUUGAGAAACAGGAUUUGGACAGUAGUUUACCAGAUCUAGAGGAAAUUUACCUCGAGUAUCUGAAGAAGAGGGAGCAUGAAGCUGGGGAUUCAAUCAAACAGAAGACUGAAGACAUACAGACUCAUGCCAAAAAGGAAGUGGAAAAUUCCUCAGAUGAUCACGCCAAAGGAAAAAAGGAAAAAAAGAAGAAAAAGAAGGAACCGAAGUCAGACGUAAUUCAGGGGAAGAACAAAGGUGGGUCAUCUAAGAACAAGAAAGAAACUGAUGUCAAGGUAGAAGAACCAACGAACUGUGACUCUAGCACUGCUGAAGAAUCAAAAGAUACACAUGAAGAUGCAGAGAAAGGAGAAAAAGACAAAAAAUUUAAAAAGAAGGAAUCGAAAUCUGAGGUAACUGAGGAGAUGGUCAAAGAUGGAUCAUCCGAGAACAAGAAAGAGACUGAUGUUGAGAUGGGAGAGGGACAGAAAAAUAAAAGGAAGACGAAGAAGAAGUCGAAAUCUGGAGUCUCAGAAUCUCUAGAUGAUGAUAAAACUCAUGCAGAGAAUGAGGCGGAGAAGGUUUCCAAGAAAAGGAAAAGACCAGAGAAGGAAGAAGAAAAUGAGCUAACAAGGGAUGAUAAGGAAGAUGACGAAUCGAAACGUAGGAAGAAGGAUGAUAACAUAGACGUCAACAGUGUUCAGAAAACACCCGCAAAACAGCCUGACGUUCCGGAAAAUGGGAAUGUUGAAAAUUCCGGAGCAAAAUCAGCAAAUCAGAAGUCAGGAAAGAAGCAGAUCAAUGGCUCAUUAGAGCCAAAGAAACCGUUCCAGAGAGUGAAUGUUGAAGAAGUUGAAUUCAUCGACGAGAGGCUUAAAGACAACUCCUAUUGGGCAAAGGAUGGUGCAGAUUCCGGCUAUGGUGCCAAAGCCCAAGAGGUUCUCGGACAAGUCAGGGGAAAGGGUUUCCGGCACGAGAAGACGAAGAAGAAGCGGGGAAGCUACAGGGGAGGGCAGAUCGAUCUGCAGUCACAUUCGGUAAAGUUCGAUUACUCAGACGAAGAAUGACCAAUGUGGAAUGAUCGAUCAUUAUUCUCGUUUUAAUUUGAUCUGUCUCUGUCUCUAUAUUGAAACCCAUUGAAUUAAAUUCCAAAGAAAGCAAGAAGAGGUUAAAAAAAAAGGGUCAAAUUUUGGUGUAACAUUCUGAUUCUCGCUGUUGAGAACAUUGUUGGGUUUUGCUCUUAUAUAAAAAUAUAAAAUCGGAUCACAUUAAAUUCCA
Tarenaya hassleriana is the source of this 1553-nucleotide messenger RNA. Its product is annotated as nucleolar and coiled-body phosphoprotein 1-like. The transcript is spliced from 7 exons. The coding region runs from base 152 to 1342 and encodes 396 amino acids. NCBI's taxonomy places the organism in Eukaryota, Viridiplantae, Streptophyta, Magnoliopsida, Brassicales, Cleomaceae. Gene Ontology annotation, molecular function: protein binding. The record is from RefSeq and is a predicted model, not a curated record.